Molecule: messenger RNA, 1978 nt
Organism: Hermetia illucens (black soldier fly)
Lineage: Eukaryota; Metazoa; Arthropoda; Insecta; Diptera; Stratiomyidae
Product: kelch-like protein 20
Exons: 8
Coding region: 158-1729 (523 amino acids)
Molecular function (GO): protein binding
Source: RefSeq, a predicted model, not a curated record
ACAAAAAAUUAGCAAAUGUCAAGUGAUUGAUUUGUUUACACCAAUCAAUGGGUGCUGUUGUGCGGCAUCAAGAAAAGUGGUUUAGUGACUGAAUCGGUUAAUUGAAAUUCUAAGCAAUUAUUUGAAACAGGGGAGAAUAUCCAACAUAAACAUCGAAAUGCAUGAAAAAUUUGUCAAUAAAAAAUAUAGUUCGGAUCUUUUAACUAGUUUGAAUAGUCUCCGCAUCGAAAACCAGUUAUGCGAUGUUAUCCUCAAGAUUUCAAACACAUCGAUCCCAGCACAUAAAAAUAUACUAGCAGCAAGUAGUCCAUAUUUUCAUGCUAUGUUCUGCGGGACGUUCUCAGAAAGCAGCAAGAAAGAUGUUGUACUGUAUGAUUUGGAUCCGCUAGUCAUGGAGGAUUUAGUGUAUUACAUGUACACUGGCGAAAUAGAAAUUGACACUGAUAACGUACAGAAUGUCCUUUCUGUUGCUACCUUUUUACAGAUGACAUUUGUUCAAAAAAAUUGCUGCGACUACUUGAAGGACGCACUUGAGCCAAGUAAUUGUAUCGGUAUUAAACGGUUUGCAGGUAAAAACGAUUGCUUUGAGCUACAGAAAUACGCUGAAAAAUUCGCUGCUGGAUGUUUUCAUGAAGUUGUAGAAUGUGAAGAAUUUUUACAGCUCAAUUUUGAUGAGCUUCUCGAUUUACUAUCAAAUCAAACUAUACACCAUCACACAGAUGACAUAAUAUUCUCGGGGAUAAUGCGCUGGGUGAACCAUGAUCCGCCCAAUCGAUCCAAAGACAUCAAUAAACUUCUUGAAUUUGUUCAUCCCCUUCUCGUUGGGAAAGAUUUGGUCAAACAACAGGACCUGUUAAUGAAAACCCAGUCUUGCUCCGAAUGGGUAUCAAAAUCGUUGCAUUCUACGGAAAUCGAAUGUAAUAUUUUCUUUUUGGAUAAAAUUGGCGAAACAGGCGAUCUGUAUCGAUAUGGAUUAAAAACGAAAACAACUGUGCCUUUGGCAGAGUUUCCCGAAAAGGCAUUUGCUAUUAGCAUGGUUGGUUACAAAAAUUCGCUUUUCAUACAGGGUGGCGCCAUUGAUCGGAAGAGUACAAGAAAUCAUUAUUCCUACAACAUUUAUCGAAAUAACUGGAUGAAGUUAAGUCCACUGAUAGUAUCUCGGUCGCACCAUAGGUCCUGUCUUCUGAAUGAUUUGAUUUAUACAAUUGGUGGAACGAAUGCAAUCGGAUCAUUGGCUGAUGUGGAAGUUUACGAUUUAUAUACAGGCCGCUCCUUCGAUAUUGAACUUAUGUGUGAAGAGAGGACAUCAUUAGGUGCUGCUGUACUUGAUAAUCAGCUAUACGUAAUGGGAGGCGAAAAUGACAGCCAAUGUUUGUCCACUGCUGUGCGAUUUGAUCCGCGUGUAGGGUAUUGGGAAACAAUCGCUAGUAUGAAUCAAGUGAACAGUUAUUGCAGUAGCGCUGUUAUUUCUGGAAGUGUAUACUGUUCGGAGGGAAUUGGAAAUUGUAUGGAGCGAUAUGACAAUAGGGUGAACUGCUGGGAAAUGAUAGAGUUCAAAUCAGACAGAGAAUUCUAUGAAUUGUUCUCCAUCGAUAAUGUGUUGUACAGCAUUUCGGGAACCGGCAUUUAUAAAUAUUGCUUUGUUGACAACGAAUGGACAUCCGUCCUGGAAUUUGAACAACUUCGAAGUUGGGACACAGCGUUUCCAUUAGAUAUGAAAAUUCUGUAACGAUGUAAGUUACACUCAAUGGGAAACUACGUAGAGUAAAAACCGAAGUAAAUUUCAUAUUUUCUGAUAUUUGAUACGAAAGUAAUAUGAACUCAGAGUAUGCAAUACACCAAACCUAUGAAUCUUAAUCAAUUCAGUAUUGUGAUAACCACGCAUUAACUUGUAAGUUAGAAAAUUUAAGUAUUAGCGUAACAACGAAUGAUAUGUUAAAAAUACAUCCUGGAAUUUAAAUUUCCAUUGCAGUACAAA